Bactrocera dorsalis (oriental fruit fly) is the source of this 1813-nucleotide messenger RNA. RefSeq lists its product as uncharacterized. Lineage: Eukaryota; Metazoa; Arthropoda; Insecta; Diptera; Tephritidae. The record is from RefSeq and is a predicted model, not a curated record.
GCACCACCGAUCUGAAGGGCCAUCCGAUUGUCACUGUUGAUGCGGAAUGCGUACUGGCAGCCGGUCUGAACUGCUACGAAAUAGCAACGGUGCUACUCUACUACAGUACGAUACCUGAGAGAACUUCAGCAGCGAAUGCUAAUGACCGUGCCACAACGCAGCAGCAGCAACCUUCAAUGCAACAACAACAAACACAACACAGCCAACAAAAGUCCCCGGCAGAACCAGCGUUCGUCAACCGUCCGUCGACACCAAAAAUGGCCAGCGCAGUGACGGCAGCGACGUCGGCAUCUGGCAACUCCGCAAGUGUGUCAGUCACCUCAAAUGUCACAACAGCCACCGUCACCGCCGCUAAAUCACCCGCCCAUGCGACUGCUGACAGCAACAACGCCACCAACAGCAACGACAGCAACUACAGCGGCAGCAGUGGCAGCCCCGGUGCUGCAACACCAACGUUCACCAUUCUAAUUGCCAUCGAAAAGUCGGGCCAAAUGUGCGUAAUCGACUUAAUUUGCCAAAGUCUGCGUCUACUGACAAGGCAAAUUGCGUAUUGCGAAAUUCUUGCCGUUUGCCUCGAACACAAGUUAUUGCUGGAACAACAACAACAACAACAACAGCAGCACUCAGCAUUUGGCAAUAACACGGCUGUCAGCAGUUGCGCUAAUGGCGAGAAUAACGAAAGUUGCAUUAAGGAACAGCAACAGCAACAGCAAGCUGCAGCAACACCGCAAAUACAACAUUCGUUGAAAUUCAUUAGCGUCAAUGAAGUCACGACAAGUGUUGCACCAUCGCAAAUACCGUACGGCAAAUUGCAAGGUUUGCAUCAUCACGACGCGCGGAAGUGGCGCGAAUUCUUCGUCGCACUGGAACCCUUUCAACGGCAAUGCGCGACGGCGGGCCAGCGGCUAGUGGCCGCCAUGAGUGACAUACGCUCCGCCGACCUACAGGGUUUACCCACACGUCGCCAAUUGUACGCGCAACAUCGCGCGCUAAGUCGCGCGCUUAUGGAUUCUGAAUUACAUAAUUUGCGCAAGCGCGGCGCUUUACAGUUAGCGCGUCUGCAGGAGCUGGCCAAAUCGUUUGCGUUCGUUGCAGCGACGCCAACUGACGCCGGCGAAAAUAGCCAUAAUCAUAAUGGCAACAUCAGCGUGGCUAACAGUAGCAAUAACAACAACAACAAUGCGCGCUAUUGCUAUGGCAGCAGCAGCAGUGGUGCCGGUGGUGUAGGCAACAGCAAUCGCCACAGCAGCAGCAACAAACUAUUGUCCACCAUUUCAUCCAUCAGCCAUCUCGGUUUUGGUGGCAGUUAUAGCUUUAGCAUGACACAUCAACAACAGCAACAACAGUCGUCACAAAGUCGCCCCGCUGCGUCAAAGUACAGCACAAUGACGUCAUGCGAUGCCAUCAGCCGGCCAACAGUAGCGGCCAACGCGACGGUAGCUAAUAAUGCUGUUGCGGCAGAUAACUGUAGUGCAAUGGGCAACGUGGAUGUUGCAAUUAGGCUGCAUAAAGUGACAUUACUAUUCAAUGAGGUCGAUCGCGCGGCCAAGCGGCUGGAGCAGCUCACGGAGCAGCGUCGUGAGCGUUUGCGUGAAUUGACGCGUCAGCGAGCGCUGGAGGAUGAAAUUAACGAGGUAAGUGUGACUGAUAAAGUUCGUCUAUUUGUUUGCGGGAGAAAGUGUUAGUGAAAAGUUUGUGUAAUUUUGUUUCUUUUGCGAGAAUAACUGACACUUUCUGUGAUGUAAGCUAAAAGUUGUAUUGAACGGCGAUAAUAUGGAGGUUUCAAAAACUAUUAUUCUUAAUUUUAGUAAAU